Messenger RNA from Cygnus atratus (black swan), 1515 nucleotides. RefSeq names its product monocarboxylate transporter 13-like. The record is from RefSeq and is a predicted model, not a curated record. The transcript is spliced from 4 exons. Gene Ontology annotation, biological process: transmembrane transport; monocarboxylic acid transport. NCBI's taxonomy places the organism in Eukaryota, Metazoa, Chordata, Aves, Anseriformes, Anatidae. Gene Ontology annotation, molecular function: monocarboxylic acid transmembrane transporter activity. The coding region runs from base 1 to 1383 and encodes 460 amino acids.
AUGGAAAAGGUGCAUGCCAAAGAGAGCAGUCCGCCAGAUGGUGGCUAUGGAUGGGUUGUGGUGGUGUCAGCCUUCAUGGUGAUGGGCCUGACUGCUGCUGUUCUCAAGACUUUUGGUCUGUUCUUUGUUGAAAUCCAGGAGCACUUUGAUGAACUUGCAAGCACCAUUUCCUGGAUCACAUCAGUAACUAUUGCCACUUUUCAUUUAGGAGCCCCCGUUGCCAGCUCACUAUGUGUAAAAUACUCCCAUCGGGCAGUUCUGGUCACCGGAGGACUCCUCGCUUUUUCAGGAAUGGCACUGGGAUUUCUUGGGCUCAACAUGGUCUGGAUGUAUGCAACAACUGGCUUCCUACAGGGACUUGGGAUUUCCUUUUCAUGGACACCAGCCAUUAGUAUUGUUAGCCAUUAUUUUUCCAAGAAAAGAGCUUUGGCUAAUGCUAUUGCCAGUGCUGGAGAAUGUGCAUUUGCAUUUACAUUUGGGCCAUUCUUCCAGUGGUUGAUUGGCCAGUAUGGAUGGAAAGGUGCCCUCUUGAUCAUAGGUGGCAUCCAACUCAAUAUCUGUGUCUGCGGAGUGCUGAUGCGACCCUUGAAAAGCAACUGCUGCCUUGAGCUGAGCCAUUCUGAAACACCACCUGGCAGUGGUGUAUCUAGGAUAGAAAAAGAAGAAAAGUCUUCUACCACCCACAAAACCUUCAACUGGAUGCUUGUGAGGAGACCGGAGUUUGUACUUUAUGCCAUGUUUGGCAUAUUAGCUGCUAUGAGCUUUUUUGUUCCUCCAUUGUUUUUAGUUCCACUUAGCUACAGCCUGGGAAUAGAUGAAUCUUGGACUGCCUCCCUCCUAUCCAUUUUGGCUAUGGUGGACUUUGCAGGCAGACUGCUAUGUGGCUGGUAUGCCAAUCUCCAUGUUACCAAAACUAUUCAUUUACUGACAAUGACAAUUACACUGAUCAGCACUUCCUUGAUGCUGUUGCCACUGGCUAACAAUUACCUGUCCUUGGCAAUAUUCACUGGCUUCUAUGGAUUCUUCUUUGGCACAACAGUCGCUGUUCACAUUACAGUGCUAGCGGAUGUUGUGGGCAUGUCAGAUUUUGACAGUGCUCUAGGGCUUUUCAUGCUCAUUCGAAGCACUGGAGGUUUUCUGGGGCCUCCUCUUGCUGGUCUGAUUGUGGACAUGGCUGGAGAUUACAAAGCAGGCUUCUACAUGGCAGGAGCCACUCUUGUCCUAGCAGCUGUAUUUUUAGUUAUUUUAGAUCAAUUUCAACAAAGAAAUGAAAGAGGAAGUCAGACUAAUACUAAACCAGAGAAGUCAACAUUACCAUACCCUUCUCUCCAUUUCCUGAAACUACAGAACAGAAGUUAUCAAGAACAUGAUGUAGCCCUGUGACUACGUUGGACAUCUUACCACUUUUCAGGACUUAUGGAAGUGUCUGAUUUUCUCCAAAGUCAAUAUUAGUAGGAUUUUUAAAAUGGUGGAUGUUUUGGGUAGGAAUGUUUGAAACAGAGGAAGAAAGUCAGU